GCUGUCUUUAACGAGCUUCAGUUGCACGUGUGAGCUCAAAUUCAAUUUUCGUACAACUUUCAAAAUAUUGAAUAUUAUUCAAUUUCCCUAUGGACUAUAUGACCGACGAAGAAGCUGUGAGAAGCGUUUGGGAUUACUACAACCAUGAGAAUGGCAAAGAAGAGUCCAAAAAGGAAAAUGCGUGCACCAUAAGAAAGCGCUUUGAGCAAAAAGUUUUACGUUUGUUGACAAUACACAAUGUGCCCUAUUCAAAAAAAGAUGAUGAAGAAACUUACGAGGACUAUCUGCUCUCUGAUGAUGAAAAUAUGCCAAAUCCAAAAGGUAUCAAGUUAAAACAAUCAAUCAAAACUAAACCUAGAGACAAUGACGGCGACGAGGAAGAAGAGGAAGAGGAAGAGGACGAGGAGGAUGUGGACGAACGUAUUGCGUCCAUAAAGAACAAAUUGCGCCAGAAAAAGCGUCCGACUACUGAAAAGCAACAGAAGAGACGUGUAGCAAAGAAGCUGAAGCGAAGCAAAGGCGUGCAAAAGCUGCUCCAAUCCUCAGCAAAGAUAAUGAAAAAUGAGAAUAUAAAACAGAAUAAACUAAAGAAUGGAGGUAUCAAAGCAGAAUCGAAUGAUGAUGGAGAGGCAACAGAUAGCAAGGCAACCAUUCAGCCCGUUCCUCUGAAACCUGUAUUCAACGAGGAAUCGAAGAUAGUUUAUUCCAAAAUUGAUUUCGCAGCCAACCCAGGUGCUAAGUCCAAGAAAUCGCAUCAAAAUCCAAAGGAAAUACUUAAAAAGCUGAAAGAUACACGCCAACAAAUAAACGAACUAAAGGAACAAGGUCAAGGGGAUAAAGCAGCCGAAUUACAAAAUAAUAUUGCUUGGAAGAAGGCAUUUGAUAAGAUAGAGGGCAAGAAAGUGAAAGAUGACACCAAGCUCCUCCAAAAGGCCAUCAAAAAGAAGAAGUUGGAGAAGCGGACGGCAAAGAAGAAAUGGACGGAACGCAAGCAGAAGGUGGAUCAUGAUAUAGCGAAACGUCAGAAGAAACGACAGGAGAAUCUAGAUAAGCGCAGCAAGGACAAGAAGAACAAGAAACUGAAGAAGGCUAGCAAAAAGGGCCGAAUUAUACCUGGCUACUAAAAACUGGGUGGCAAAAAAAUUAGAAAUACAAGUCAAAUAUAAAAUUUUUGACAAAACGAAAUUUAAGUUCUUUUUAAAUUCA
Messenger RNA from Drosophila hydei, 1206 nucleotides. RefSeq names its product surfeit locus protein 6 homolog (gene Surf6). NCBI's taxonomy places the organism in Eukaryota, Metazoa, Arthropoda, Insecta, Diptera, Drosophilidae. Gene Ontology annotation, cellular component: nucleolus. The transcript has 2 exons. Gene Ontology annotation, molecular function: DNA binding; RNA binding. The record is from RefSeq and is a predicted model, not a curated record. Bases 90 to 1124 code for a protein of 344 amino acids. Gene Ontology annotation, biological process: ribosomal large subunit biogenesis; ribosomal small subunit biogenesis.